This is a messenger RNA of Sinocyclocheilus grahami, 1833 nucleotides long. Its product is annotated as myelin-associated glycoprotein-like. The transcript has 11 exons. Gene Ontology annotation, biological process: cell adhesion. The record is from RefSeq and is a predicted model, not a curated record. Lineage: Eukaryota; Metazoa; Chordata; Actinopteri; Cypriniformes; Cyprinidae. Gene Ontology annotation, cellular component: plasma membrane. Bases 1 to 1833 code for a protein of 610 amino acids. Gene Ontology annotation, molecular function: sialic acid binding.
AUGUUUGGACACUUCAGCCACACAACAUAUGCUCCUAAAAAUACAUCAGCUUCAGUGAAUACCUCCAGCUCUGUGUUGGAGGGCCGUUCAGUGACUCUGACCUGCAGCAGUGAUGCAAAUCCAGCAGUGAACUACACCUGGUCCAGAGAGAGUGAAGGACAGAUGGAGCAGCUGCAGACUGGAGACACUCUUACCUUCGAUAGGAUCGACCUGAAACACAGAGGCUGUAUUUCAAAAUUAUUUCUUACAUGUUUGUAUUGUGUUGUAGGUGUUUGUUGUAGAGAUUUCAGCAUCAGUCUGCCACAGAACUUUCAAGCUCUCAGUGGAUCCUGUGUGAUCAUAAAGUGCAGAUUUGAGAUUGAGGAAAAACAUGACAUAAACCUUGUUCCUGAGAGUGCUGCUACAGGACUGUGGCUCAAAGAUGGAGAUAAGACGAAUGAACAUCUAGUGUUUCACUCCACAGAUCACAAAUCUAAUCACUUUAAUGGGAAAAUAACUGGAAACCUACUUGAGAAGAACUGCACCACUGUCUUCUAUAAUGUUAGUUCAAAGCACACUGGUAGAUAUUACUUCAGGAUUGAAAGUGGUGGUUUGAAAUACGUCUACACUGUAAAUACCUCCACUAUAAAUGUGAUUGACUCUCCCCCCAAACCCACAGUGCAGCUGUAUGUGGAGCAGAAGCAGGUGCAGGAUCAGGAGGAGGGGUUGGAGGGGAGCUCUGUGAGUCUGCGCUGCUCUGCUGAGACUCUCUGCUCCUCUCCUCCACCAACUCUCACAUGGAGCUCCACUCCCAGAAUCCCCCUCAGUGAGAGCAGCAGACUAGAGGAGCUCAUCUCUGAUCUGAACUUCACUGCUACUCACCGUCAGCACAGAGUCACUUUCACCUGCACUAUAACCUACCAGCUACAGGACGAGAACAAAACAGCACAGGACAACAUCACAUUACAUGUUCAGUAUUCGCCUAAAAACACAUCAGUGUCUGUGCUUCCCUCCAGCUCUGUGUUGGAGGGCCGUUCAGUGACUCUGACCUGCAGCAGUGAUGCAAAUCCAGCAGUGCUGAACUACACCUGGUCCAGAGAGAGUGAAGGACAGAUGGAGCAGCUGCAGACUGGACACACUCUUACCUUCGAUAGGAUCGACCUGAAACACAGAGGCUGGUACCACUGUACAGCUCAGAACCAACAUGGCACACAAAACUCUUCAGUGAUGCUGGACAUUCAGUAUGCCCCUAAAAUCUCUCCAUCCUCCAGCUGUGCCAGGACUGAUGUAACUGUGUGUUUCUGUGAGGCUGAUGGGAAUCCCUCUCCUGAACUGGAGUGGCAUCUGUCUGGACGUCCUGUCACUAACUCUUCAAACACGUUCAUCAGUGAAGAGCGAUUGAGCAGCACAGGCUUGAGGAGCUCCAUCACUCUUCAUCAGUGUCAAGAGGAUGAGAGUAGCCCUGUUUAUGCCAAUAAUGCCAUGCUGUCUCCUACUGGAGCUGAGAAAGAACUCCAUUAUGCCUCCAUUGACUUCACAAACAUCCAACCAGAGUCAGAAGAGAUCAGAGGCGUCUCCUCGCUGACAACUGACUACGCUGUGGUCCGAUGUUAUCCUGGUGGACUAUCAGAGGCAGAGAGCUCAAUAGGAGGUGAUCAGCUCAACAGCGGCAUCUCAGCUAGUGCCUAUGACCCCCUGUCCACCCUUGAAAGCACCUACAAUGGGCACGUGAGCAUCAGAACUGGACGAUGGAGCAGUGGAAGAAGGUUGGCUGGUCAGAUGAGUCCCAUUUUCUUCUACACCAUGUGGACAGCUGUAUUGUCCUCUAAGCAAAAGGGACUGAGCAUCUGUUAA